Molecule: messenger RNA, 2604 nt
Organism: Tricharina praecox
Lineage: Eukaryota; Fungi; Ascomycota; Pezizomycetes; Pezizales; Pyronemataceae
Exons: 10
Coding region: 1-2604 (867 amino acids)
Source: RefSeq, a predicted model, not a curated record
AUGGCGUUCGCGUAUCAGGGGUUCGGCUUCGGAGAGAAUCUCCCUUCCUCUUCAUCCCCCAAAGCAAAGGAACCCGAGACCGUGUUGUGUGAGCGAGAGCGAGAGCGUUUCUAUAAAGCCCAACAGAAGCUGCAGGAGAUCCUCGAAGCUUGUUUCCUCGGAGUGUUCGAUGCGCCCACCACGUAUCUGUCGCUAGCUCGGACUCUCGAAGGCCUGGCCGACAGGAUCGAGCGCCUUCUUGACGAAAAUGGAAAUCCGAACUCGUCGAUAUUGCGCGCCGACAACAAGCCGCCGGCACAGCAGAUGCUGCGCAUAGCGAGCCAUGGCCUCAUCGAGAGCCUCAACCACCUCGAACGCGUGAUACCCAUCGACGAGGCCAGAAGGGACCCUGGGGAUAUGCGUGGUCACAAUGUCGUGUACAAGCUGUCAAUGCAUGGCGAAGAGACCGUGCUGGGCGUCUUGACGGAAAAGUUCCGCUUUCAGACCUGGAAGUUAGAUCUAUUUUUCAAAGUGCUGCGCAAGAGCAAAGUGUCGCAAACCCUCUCUGUCUACGAUGGCGUUCAGAGACGCCUGGGAAAGCACUUCGAGGAGCUCGCCGCUCGGAAGUCGACGGCAUCGUACAGCACCACGAGCAGCUACGGCGGAGCGGACUCCUCGGGAAUCCAGGAAAUCGACCUCAUCCAGCGCUUCCAGGAUGCGUGUGAGUUUGGCGGGAGUGGUCACAAUUUUAUCUGGAAACUUAAGCCCGAGAGCACGCUCUUAAUCACACUACACUGGGUUUUCAACCAACUGCCCAUCGAAGCCUAUGUCAACCUUAUGAAAUGCUCCUGGUUGCUCAGGGUGACGACGCCCGAGGCCGGAGUUGAAGGUUUCUCGGAUGAGGUGCGGACGAUGAUAGGUCUGCUCGGAUGUGAUGUUGUGUAUCGGCUUCAAGAAUACUUUGACCAAGAAGUGGAACCGCCAACACCCCAGGAGCUGAUGGAGCGUGGCAACUUUAGCAUUUUCAUUGACGGUAUCAACAAGAAAGAUAUCGGUGCGGGUCUGGUGAGAACAGCAGUGCCGACAGCAUUCCCUGGCGUUGAACCCGAUCCGCCGCUCCGGUUGCCACUGCAAGUUGGCAACGGCGAUUUCCACAUGUCGGAUUCGCCUUUCAACCGCUUCUCCCCCAUCGAGGAGCCGGGCUCUGCAGGAACGGACUUGCGAUCCAACAGUAUGGACAUCGACAAACGCCAUCUGCCAGAACUUUCUAUGGCAUUGGCCGAGCAGCGCGGCGGCCCCUCGCGUUCCAUAUCUGCGUCCCCGUAUGCCGGGGACAGAGAUUUUCAAAACGAAAACGGCAGCAGCAGCGGGCCCUCCUCUCUUCACAGUGCAUCGAAUUCUAUAUCGUCGCUCGGUAGUGCUCGGAUGGGCCACCUCGGAGUCGGAGUCGGAUACUCUCCGGAGUUUUUCCCUACGACGCAGCGCAUAGGCCAGCCACAUUCAAGGCCAUCAACCUCGGGAACAAGUGGCCCGCCUGCCCCGCGGAAGCUCAAACCGAACUAUAGCUGGAACGAAAUUGUGGACAGGGAGAAUCUCGGCGUGAGACCGGGAGAGAUAGAGAUCCUUCCGAAGGAUUUCGAACAGAUGCACUUGAUGGCGUCGUACACUGGAGAUAGGCAUGGUCGGUGGGACAACUGCCGUGUCAGGAUUUUCAAGUUGAUGUCGGACAAGACACUUCGGAUGUUGACGCUGAUGGAUGGCUUGGAAGAGAGUAUCGAUCAGCGAGUCGCAUACGUCAAGGAGGCCGAACUUGUCCCAGAUUAUGGCUAUCACCAAAACCACCCCAUCAUCUACAUCCGCAAGACUCACAAGCAGGAUCCGUUCUUACAUGGAAACCCUCGGAAGAUUGCCGGAAAACCUAUGCCACCGAGCAGUCUCUACUACAAAUUCAAGACCGCUCGCGAUAUGUUCAACUUUCAGUUCGCACUACUCGGAGAAGCCGUGGAAACAGAGUGCCAAGCCGUGCGCACCGUGCGCUUCAAGAAGAGCCUUCGUGACGGCGAACACAGCCACUACAAAGCGCGUAUCCAGCUCUGGAGGGAGGUGGACAACGACACGGAAGUUCUUGCCAGCGUCCCCAGCGUGGCGCCAACAGCAACCAGAGAAGCAUGGGCGCGGCCGAACCUAAAAGUGCACACCACUCGCAUGGUGAUGUAUUGGGAUGAAACCAUCACCACUUUCUUCAUUACCGACUCCAUCGACAUCGACAUCCGCCACCAGCGGCGGUGCUCGGUCCGCAUCCGGCCGAGCUCGCACAAAACGUUUCAGAACCCGACAUCUGUAAAAGCCCGGACGUUCGGAUCCCGGGAGGCACCGGGAGGCUUCCGGUUGGACAAGAAGGGGCUUUUCCCGGAUGACGAAGAGAGCUUUGAUGAUUUCAAGUGGUUUGAGAUCGAGUUCAAUAGUCAGGAGGAGAUGAACAACUUCUUCACCGAGUUCAAAAAGGCGCUGAAUCUGCGGCGGAGGGAGCGCUGGCAGAUCGAUGAGCUCAAGAGGUUGGCCGCUAGAGGCGUGCCGGCGGGCGCCGAGGUCACGGUUACCCCGUCGCAGGCUGUAAGGAGAUGA